This is a messenger RNA of Pseudopodoces humilis (Tibetan ground-tit), 697 nucleotides long. Lineage: Eukaryota; Metazoa; Chordata; Aves; Passeriformes; Paridae. The record is from RefSeq and is a predicted model, not a curated record.
GGAGCGGGGCGGCGGCUCCGGGAGGAGCCCUGACAGAGCCUCCACCAUGAGCGUGAGGCCUCCGCAGGCCCAGGACAGGUUGAGCAGCCUCUCCUCUUCCCUGGAUUCCCCCUCGGAGCGGCGGCACCGGCGGCGACCCUCGGAUUCCUCGGAAUCCACAGGGCUGGUGCAGCGCUGUGUGAUCAUCCAGCGGGACCAGCAUGGCUUCGGCUUCACCGUCAGCGGCGACCGCGUCGUGCUCGUGCAGUCCGUGCGGCCAGGUGGGGCCGCCAUGAGGGCCGGGCUGCAGGAGGGCGACCGCAUCGUCAAGGUGAAUGGGACGAUGGUGAGCAACAGCUCCCACCUGGAAGUGGUGAAGCUGAUCAAGUCCGGUGCCUACGUGGCCCUGACCCUGCUGGGAUCCCCCCCCGGAUCCGUGGGAAUUCCGGGAUCCCGGCAGGAGCCGGAGCCCUCGGGAUGUCCCCAAGGGCCCCCCCAGCUCAUCACCGAGCCCAGGCCCCUCCAGGAUGCGGAGCUGCAGCGUCACGCCGCUCAGAUCCUGCGCCGGAUGCUGCGCCAGGAGGAGGCCGAGCUCCAGCAUUUCCAGGAGCUGCGGCUGCGGAAUCCGGGCGCGGCCGUGGAGGAGCAGCUGGAGGGAGCCCGGCGCCGCCUCAGCCAACUCCAGCUGAAAAUCCUGCAGGAAUCCCAGGGAUCCGCG